GUGUGUCCCUCCUCCUCAGUUGAAAUUCCGAAAAAUCAAGCAAAGAAACACUUUUGUCUGAGAGAUUCUCUCUCUGCCGACCUUGCCAUCGUUCCCAUGGAGGUCCAAGAGAAGUUGUUCAAGUUCAGAUACCAUUUUCUCGGGGCACUUCUCUUCUGUCUCACCAUCUUCUCUCUCACAAUCAUGGCUCCAAGAUUCCUCACUCUCUUGGCCUAUUUCUGGCCACUUUUCCUCUCCACUGCCCUAGUCUUUGCCCUUGUCUUCUUCAUUGCUAGGACUUCCCAUUUGCCCCCAUCCGACGCCACUUCCCUCUACAGCGCCGGCCAAGGCCUCCUCGAUUACGUCGACGGCCACCAUGAUCUGCCCUCCGACACUCGCCACAAGUCUGACUAAUCAAG
Messenger RNA from Vigna umbellata (rice bean), 398 nucleotides. RefSeq lists its product as uncharacterized. The record is from RefSeq and is a predicted model, not a curated record. Lineage: Eukaryota; Viridiplantae; Streptophyta; Magnoliopsida; Fabales; Fabaceae.